AUGAACUGGGAAGACUGCUGGGUCCAAAAAGACACCCACACCGCCGCCGGCACCGGCCUCUUCGCCCGCCAAAAGAUCCUCCGCGGCCAACCCAUCUUCCGCAUCUGCCCCGAGGCCUCUGUCAACAUGUACGUGAUCCAGCUCGUCAACCACAGCUGCAUCCCCAACCUCUUCGCCCUCCAAGGCCUCGACGCCGGCACCGGCCUACUCGACUGCCGCUUCUACGCCCUGCGCGACAUCGCCGCCGGCGAGGAGCUGACGCGCUGCUACGACGACCGCGUGCUGUUUGAGGAGAGCGUUGCCGUGCGCAGGACGUGCAUGGCCGAGCUGUGGGACUUUGAGUGCCUGUGCCCCAAGUGUGUCGGGCAGUGGAUGUACCCGGUUUGGGACUGCCCCGAGGAUUGGAAGAUGGACUAUGCGCAGCCAGAUGAAGUGCUCUCGGCGUACAUGAAUGGCCUGGUGAGGGAGUUUAGGGAUGAGUAUUUGAGGCCUGGUGCGGUCGAGAAGACGCGCAUUGUGGCGCAGAGGACGCUGUUUUCGCUGCAGUGCUUUCGCGAGCAGGUGAAGUUCACAGCGAGGAGGUUGAAGAAGAGGACUUUGAGCACGAGGUAUAGGUUUAAGGUUGGGGGCAAGACGUUGCAUGAUUAUGCGUGGAGUCAGAAUUAUAAGAAGUUGCUGAAAAACUAA
Messenger RNA from Morchella importuna, 687 nucleotides. RefSeq lists its product as uncharacterized. Gene Ontology annotation, molecular function: protein binding. NCBI's taxonomy places the organism in Eukaryota, Fungi, Ascomycota, Pezizomycetes, Pezizales, Morchellaceae. The record is from RefSeq and is a predicted model, not a curated record. The transcript has a single exon. The coding region runs from base 1 to 687 and encodes 228 amino acids.